AAAAGGCUCCCCUUAGGGGCCCACCUGUCCUCCCUAGGGCCUAGCGGGACGCGGCUGCGGUCAGAGGAGCGGGAGGAGGUCCCCCGACAUGCCUGAGGCAAAACCAGCGGCCAAAAAGGCCCCUAAGGGCAAAGAUGCCCCCAAAGAAGCCCCCAAGGAGGCUCCCCCUAAGGAGGCUCCUGCAGAGGCCCCCAAAGAAGCCCCACCCGAGGACCAGUCCCCGACUGUAGAGGAGCCUACUGGCAUUUUCCUGAAGAAGCCGGACUCUGUAUCAGUGGAGACUGGGAAGGACACAGUAAUUGUGGCCAAGGUGAACGGGAAGGAGCUUCCGGGCAAACCGACCAUCAAGUGGUUCAAGGGGAAGUGGCUGGAGCUGGGCAGCAAGAGUGGAGCCCGCUUCUCCUUCAAGGAGUCCCACGACUCCGCCAGCAAUGUGUACACCGUGGAGCUGCACAUCGGGAAGGUGGUACUGGGGGAUCGUGGGGAUUACCGCCUCGAGGUCAAAGCCAAGGACACCUGCGACAGCUGUGGCUUCAACAUCGACGUGGAGGCACCCCGUCAGGAUGCCUCUGGGCAGAGUCUCGAGAGCUUCAAGCGUAUGGGUGAAGGGAAGUCGGAUACUGCAGGUGAGCUGGAUUUCAGCGGUCUGUUGAAGAAGAGGGAGGUGGUGGAGGAAGAGAAGAAGAAGAAAAAGAAAGAUGACGAUGACCUAGGCAUCCCCCCGGAGAUCUGGGAGCUCCUGAAAGGGGCAAAGAAGAGCGAGUACGAGAAAAUCGCCUUCCAGUAUGGCAUCACCGACCUCCGGGGCAUGCUGAAGCGACUGAAAAAGGCCAAGGUCGAGGUCAAGAAGAGUGCAGCAUUCACAAAGAAGCUGGAUCCAGCCUACCAAGUGGACAGAGGCAACAAGAUCAAGUUGAUGGUAGAGAUCAGCGACCCAGACCUGCCCCUCAAGUGGUUCAAGAACGGCCAGGAGAUCAAACCAAGCAGCAAGUACGUGUUUGAGAACGUUGGUAAGAAGCGAAUCCUCACCAUCAACAAGUGCACGUUGGCGGAUGACGCUGCCUAUGAAGUAGCUGUGAAGGAUGAGAAGUGUUUCACUGAGCUCUUCGUCAAAGAACCUCCAGUCCUGAUUGUCACACCUCUCGAGGACCAGCAGGUGUUUGUGGGUGACCGGGUGGAAAUGGCAGUGGAGGUGUCAGAAGAGGGUGCCCAGGUGAUGUGGCCAGAGAAACAGCUGGAGGUCCUGCAGGACAUCGCGGACCUGACGGUGAAGGCCGCAGAACAGGCUGUGUUCAAGUGUGAGGUGUCUGAUGAGAAAGUGACGGGCAAAUGGUAUAAGAAUGGGAUCGAGGUGCGGCCCAGCAAGAGGAUCACCAUUUCCCAUGUAGGCAGGUUCCACAAGCUGGUGAUCGAUGACGUCCGCCCAGAGGAUGAGGGAGACUACACGUUCGUGCCUGACGGCUACGCCCUGUCGCUCUCGGCCAAACUCAACUUCCUGGAAAUCAAGGUGGAGUACGUUCCCAAGCAAGAACCACCAAAAAUCCACUUGGAUUGCUCGGGGAAGACCUCAGAGAAUGCGAUUGUGGUUGUGGCUGGAAACAAGCUGAGGCUGGACGUGACCAUCACAGGGGAGCCCCCUCCCGUCGCCACUUGGCUGAAGGGAGAUGAGGUAUUCACGACCACUGAGGGCAGGGUCCGCAUCGAGAAGCGGGUGGACUGCAGCAGCUUUGUGAUUGAGAGCGCGGAGCGGACAGACGAGGGCCGCUAUACCAUCAAGGUCACCAACCCCGUCGGCGAGGAUGUGGCUUCCAUCUUCCUGCGGGUUGUGGAUGUCCCAGACCCCCCAGAGGCCGUGCGUAUCACCUCGGUUGGAGAGGAUUGGGCCAUCCUUGUCUGGGAGCCACCUAAGUACGAUGGGGGGAAGCCGGUCACCGGGUACCUCCUGGAGCGGAAGAAGAAGGGCUCUCAGCGCUGGAUGAAGCUGAACUUUGAGGUCUUCACGGAGACCACCUAUGAGUCCACCAAGAUGAUCGAGGGCAUCCUGUAUGAGAUGCGUGUCUUCGCCGUCAAUGCCAUAGGGGUCUCCCAGCCCAGCAUGAACACCAAGCCUUUCAUGCCUAUUGCACCCACGAGUGAACCCCUGCACCUGAUAGUGGAGGAUGUGACAGACACCACCACCACACUCAAGUGGAGGCCUCCGAACAGGAUCGGGGCAGGCGGCAUCGAUGGGUACCUGGUGGAGUACUGCCUGGAAGGCUCGGAUGAAUGGGUCUCCGCCAACACGGAACCCGUGGAGCGCUGUGGCUUUACCGUCAAGAAUCUCCCGACCGGAGCCAGAAUCCUCUUCCGAGUCGUUGGGGUCAACAUCGCGGGGCGCAGCGAGCCGGCCACCCUGGUCCAGCCGGUCACCAUCAGGGAGAUUGCGGAGCCACCCAAGAUCCGGCUCCCCCGCCACCUCCGCCAGACCUACAUCCGCAAAGUGGGAGAGCAGCUCAACCUUGUCGUCCCCUUCCAGGGAAAGCCCCGGCCCCAGGUGGUGUGGACCAAGGGCGGGGCCCCGGUGGACACCUCCCGCGUGCACGUGCGGACCAGCGACUUCGACACCGUGUUCUUCGUGCGCCAGGCGGCCCGCUCCGACUCCGGGGAGUACGAGCUGAGCGUGCAGAUCGAGAACAUGAAGGACACCGCCACCAUCCACAUCCGCGUCGUGGAAAAGGCUGGGCCCCCUAUAAACGUGAUGGUGAAGGAGGUGUGGGGCACGAACGCGCUGGUGGAGUGGCAGGCCCCCAAAGAUGAUGGGAACAGUGAGAUCACGGGGUAUUUCGUCCAGAAAGCAGACAAAAAGACCAUGGAGUGGUUCAACGUCUAUGAACGUAACCGGCACACUAGCUGUACUGUGUCCGACCUCAUCGUGGGCAAUGAAUACUAUUUCCGAGUUUACACUGAGAACAUCUGUGGGCUCAGUGACUCACCUGGUGUCUCCAAGAAUACGGCCCGCAUCCUCAAGACAGGAAUCACCUUAAAACCGUUCGAGUAUAAGGAGCAUGACUUCCGGAUGGCUCCCAAGUUCCUGACGCCUCUCAUAGACCGGGUGGUCGUGGCUGGGUACUCGGCGGCUCUCAAUUGCGCUGUCAGAGGCCACCCAAAGCCGAAGGUGGUCUGGAUGAAGAACAAGAUGGAAAUCCGCGAAGAUCCCAAGUUCCUGAUGAACAAUUACCAGGGGGUCCUGACGCUGAACAUCCGCCGCCCCUCGCCCUUCGAUGCUGGGACUUACACCUGCCUGGCCGUCAACGAGCUGGGCGAGGCGCUGGCUGAGUGCAAGCUGGAGGUCCGAGUGCCGCAGUGAGACCUAUCCCCUACCUGCCGAGACAGUUGGUGGCGGAGUCCUGACCCCAAUCCCCAGCCUCCCGGGACUGUGUUCCUUCUGGAGUUUUUGCUGAGAACAAAACAGUGUUGUCUGGACCCUG
This is a messenger RNA of Cercocebus atys (sooty mangabey), 3467 nucleotides long. It is a transcript of the gene MYBPC2, whose product is annotated as myosin binding protein C, fast type. The coding region runs from base 89 to 3346 and encodes 1085 amino acids. The record is from RefSeq and is a predicted model, not a curated record. NCBI's taxonomy places the organism in Eukaryota, Metazoa, Chordata, Mammalia, Primates, Cercopithecidae. Gene Ontology annotation, molecular function: protein binding. The transcript is spliced from 27 exons.